CUUUCGUGGUAAAUCCGUGCGUUCUCGUAGACCAACACAAAAAGCACUAAUUAAUAACAUGUCAGCUUUUGAACACCUUAUUAGAUCCAAAAUGCGCGUCCAAUUUUCCAAUUCCUUUAUACAAAAUGUUCGAGCUUUGAAGAUGCUUCCGCUAUCGCUGACAGCAUAAUUCUCAUGCGAGAGUCGCACUAUUGCCAUGAAAAUUAAUUGGAGAUUAAGCGAGGUGAGAGUAUGACAUAAAAAACAGCGGUUUUCUCUACAUCCGUUUAAGCUCCGAUCACUCUAUUAUUGGAAGCUCAGAUCGAAAACCGAAACUAAUUUCAUCUCACAUGACAGCUUGCGCUCAACGCUACAAAAAUUUGUGACUUUUUUACUUAAUUAUGAACGUUACUCGAGGAAAAUCAAGUGUGAUAAUUCUCAGAUUGAUUAUCAUCCUACAAGGAGCCUCAAGCAUUUCUGGUGUCGAUAAAGAGUGUGAAUCAUGCUAUUCCUUCCAUGAUGACAUCAUGACAUGGCUUCUCAGCCGACAACAAUGCUCGGUUGCUGGUGGCGAUUUGGUUGUAAUGGAGACAAAGGAGGAGUGGGCGUUCAUCACGGAGCAAAUUCAAACCAAGACGGUCCCAGACGGGUCAAACGAGUCGUUCAUUGGGAUGGAGAUUCCUGACAAUUGGAAGAAAGGAGAGCCUUUGAAGUGGAAAAACGGAGCUAAUUUUACCCUCACAGACAAAUGGCAAUCAGGCAAGCCAACAGCGAAUGAAGGAGAGCAGCGUACUUCAAGCGUGUUGAUAUCACGAGAUUACAUGUUUAAAGGAUCUCUGAAUUCUAUAAGAUAUGAUUUACAGAGAGGUCGCAUCUGUGAAUAUAAGAAAGACUGUAGCCAAGCAGGUCGUGUGUCGCGAUGUAUCAGCCCAACUACAGAAACCCUUACGACUGAAACAAUAGCAGCUUCACAAUUAACACCGUCAUCUUCAGCAACAACAACAACUCUACGUACAAAUACCAAGACGACGGAGUCAGCAAUAACAACAAGUUUAUCGACCUCACUGCCAGUUAUUCUGCCGAAGGAGUCGUCGACUAUCCAAUCUCUAUCAACUCCAAGAGAUGAUGCACCUCACGCGUCUUCUAAGUCAUCUAGCGCGCUGUCCUUGGAGGUGCUGGUGGUCCUAGUACUCCUCUCUGUGGCAUGCAUCAUACUCAUCAUCAUCGUGUGCGUGUGGAAACACCAGCACCGCGAAAAAAAGCGUCCAAGAAAUUUCAAGGCAUGAGGGUCAAGGUCAAGGUCAAGGUCAACUCUAAUACUUACAAGAGGAUAUGAGCAGACGGGAGCAUACGGGAUAUGAGCAGACAGGCCGCUUAUCCGAGGGAGGCGCUUAUUUAAAAGGACUUUUUCUUGUCCAGAGUCUUUGAGCUCCAUUGCUUUCUUAGAACAUGUAUAAUAGUUAUUUUACUUAGUUACAAAAAAAUCUUGGGGGGAUGGGGGGGCGCUUAUUCGAGGGAGGCGCUAAUUCCAGUAAAUUUGAUAUAUCUUUGUUUAGACAACGACACUGGUAAAUCGCGCGCUCUGAUUGGUCAAAGUCCCGGUUAUUAAAAAAGGCACAAGCUAUUCGGAUCGCAUUUGCUUGGAGAACAACUCUCCUCGAUUACUGGAAGGAAUGUACCACAAAAUAUAGUUUUACGGACUAUUUGCACAUUUUGCAAUUCGAUAAAAUAAUAACAGCAAAACGGCUCUCGAUAUUUCCCCACUAUCCACCUCAAUGGAAAUGGUAUAAUUGUUAUAAUUGCGCAGUCUAACAUUUUAAUUAUCAAGAUUGCUAUCUUUCUCAGGAGCCGAUUCCAUUGAUUGAAAUGAAACAAGUGAACCGCACCCCAUUUGGCGAACAAAUGGUAUCACCUCUAGAGUGUACAGUGACGUCGCGGGAGGGUCCGAUAACCGGUCACCCUAUAACUAUAAGAAAGAGUGUAAUUACCGGUCACCACAUAACGUCACAGCGGUUGAAACCAGUCAUUACGCUGAGCUAUUAAGCCAGACGUCAGACUACGAGCCGCUACACGUGUAUGGAAACGUUGGAAGACAGAGCGAGAAGAGUGUGGAGUAUUGUGUGUUUUAAAAAGAGUUUUACCAAAAAAACAUCUUAGAAAUAAUAGAAGCCAUCUUUGGGUUUCUUUUGCUAACAUACGAACCAAAGAAGUGAAUAUUUGAAAGCACAUCAAUAGGAAAGAUGCAAAAAUUUAAGAAGAGACUAGACCCAAACGCCUAUACAGAACACCAAUAAGAUGCGAUAAUUUAAGUUGAGGCUACACCAAAACGUCACUACAGACGACACGGACAGUAAGAGUUCAUGAGCGUGUAUUUUGAUUCAUCACCUGUAUCAUAGCAAUAUGUUCCUUAUUUAGAAUGGUUUUAUCAAGAAUAAUGAAAUUAAAUCGUGCAAUCGUA
Nematostella vectensis (starlet sea anemone) is the source of this 2437-nucleotide messenger RNA. RefSeq lists its product as uncharacterized. Lineage: Eukaryota; Metazoa; Cnidaria; Anthozoa; Actiniaria; Edwardsiidae. The record is from RefSeq and is a predicted model, not a curated record. The coding region runs from base 381 to 1265 and encodes 294 amino acids. The transcript is spliced from 6 exons.